AUGGACGCCUUCAGAUGUACAGUAAUUCCUUUGCAAGAUUCCUUUGCCCUAUCCAUCCUCCAGCAGUUGUGCACCGACUCCAUCCAUCGGCAGUUUCGCAACUACUCCUUCCACCAGCAGUUGCGCACCGACUUCCUCCACCAGUUGCGCACCGACUUCCUCCACCGGUUGUGCACCGACUUCCUCCACCAGUUGUGCACCGACUCCAUCCAUCGGCAGUUGCGCACCGACUCCAUCCACCAGCAGUUGCGCACCGACUUCCUCCACCAGUUGCGCACCGACUUCCUCCACCAGUUGCGCACCGACUCCAUCCACCAGCAGUUGCGCACCGACUUCCUCCACCAGUUGCGCACCGACUUCCUCCACCGGUUGUGCACCGACUUCCUCCACCAGUUGUGCACCGACUCCAUCCAUCGGCAGUUGCGCACCGACUCCUUCCACCAGCAGUUGCGCACCGACUUCCUCCACCAGUUGCGCACCGAUUUCCUCCACCAGUUGUGCACCGACUUCCUCUACCAGUUGUGCACCGACUCCAUCCAUCGGCAGUUGCGCACCGACUCCUUCCACCAGCAGUUGCGCACCGACUUCCUCCACCAGUUGCGCACCGACUUCCUCCACCAGUUGUGUACCGACUUCCUCCACCAGUUGUGCACCGACUCCAUCCAUCGGCAGUUGCGCACCGACUCCAUCCACCAGCAGUUGCGCACCGACUUCCUCCACCAGUUGCACAACGACUUCCUCCACCACUUAUGA
Molecule: messenger RNA, 753 nt
Organism: Acanthosepion pharaonis
Lineage: Eukaryota; Metazoa; Mollusca; Cephalopoda; Sepiida; Sepiidae
Source: the annotation of a GenBank genome assembly